This is a messenger RNA of Nelumbo nucifera (sacred lotus), 2205 nucleotides long. RefSeq names its product putative sulfate transporter 3.5. Lineage: Eukaryota; Viridiplantae; Streptophyta; Magnoliopsida; Proteales; Nelumbonaceae. The record is from RefSeq and is a predicted model, not a curated record. Gene Ontology annotation, molecular function: secondary active sulfate transmembrane transporter activity. Gene Ontology annotation, biological process: sulfate transmembrane transport. Gene Ontology annotation, cellular component: membrane.
AUGGGAAGCCGUCGUGAGGUCGUUCACAAGGUGAACUUUUCUGACCCAAGAAGCUUCGCAUCCUCGUUCAAAUCUGAUCUGAAGGAGACCUUCUUCCCCGACGACCCCUUCCGGCAAUUCAAGAACCAACCACCACUUGGGCGAGCGAAGAAGGCCGUCCAAUACUUCUUUCCUGUAUUCGAAUGGUUGCCGAAAUACAAUUUCCGUCUAUUCCAGUACGACCUGCUCUCCGGGAUCACCAUUUCUAGCCUUGCAAUCCCUCAAGGGAUCAGUUAUGCUAAGCUCGCUAGCCUACCACCAAUCAUCGGCCUAUAUUCGAGCUUUGUACCUCCUCUCAUUUACGCCGUUUUCGGUAGUUCCAAGGAUCUUGCUGUUGGGACUGUAGCCGCUGCAUCGCUGCUCUUGUCUUCAAUUAUAGGUGGAGUAGCACCACCCAAAGACGAUCCAACAUUGUAUCUUCAUUUGAUGUUCACCGCUACUUUUUUCACCGGUGUCUUCCAGACAGCUCUAGGCAUCUUCAGACUUGGGAUCUUGGUGGAGUUUUUAUCGCAUUCCACCAUCACAGGCUUUAUAGGAGGAACAGCGACAAUUAUCUGUCUGCAACAGCUGAAGGGCUUGUUUGGAUUGAAGCAUUUUACGUCGAAAACUGACGUAAUUUCUGUAAUACAUGCGAUCUUUAAAAACAGAAGCGAGUGGAGAUGGGAGAGUACAGUUAUUGGUGUCGUCUUCCUUAUGUUCCUCCUCUUGACCAAAUCCCUGAGGAACAAGAGGCCAGAUCUGUUCUGGGUCUCAGCAAUGGCACCAAUGGUGACUGUGGUUGUGGGCUGUCUUUUCGCUUAUUUUGCCCAUGGAGAGCACGGAAUUCAAAUCGUGGGUCACCUGAGUAAAGGAUUAAAUCCUCUUUCUAUUAAAGAUUUAAGAUUCGACUCUAAAUACCUAUCAGCAACGCUUAGCGCUGGGAUCAUUACAGGCAUUUUGGCUCUAUCUGAAGGAAUAGCAAUAGGAAGGAGCUUUGCAGUAAUGAGAAAUGACCAAAUAGAUGGGAACAAGGAAAUGAUAGCUUUUGGAUUGAUGAAUGUUGUUGGUUCUUUCACUUCAUGCUACUUAACUACAGGGCCAUUUUCAAAAACUGCAGUAAACAACAAUGCAGGAUGCAAGACAGCAAUGUCGAAUAUAGUGAUGUCUCUAUGCAUGAUGCUGACUCUCCUAUUCUUGGCUCCUCUCUUCAGCUACACCCCUCUUGUGGCCCUUUCAGCGAUCAUCAUGUCUGCAAUGCUGGGUCUCAUUGAGUAUGAUAAGGCUUAUCGCUACCUCAAGGUUGACAAAUUUGAUUUUUGCAUCUGUAUGACUGCCUUCCUGGGAGUUGCUUUUAUUAGCAUGGACAUUGGCCUCCUAAUGUCUACAGGACUUUCAAUAGUCAGAGCGCUUCUGUACAUGGCCAGGCCUGCUACAUCCAAGCUUGGAAUAAUACCAGGCUCGGCGAUGUAUCGUGAUAUUGAGCAGUACCCAUCUGCAUCUGGUACCCAAGGCAUCUUAAUCCUGCAAUUGGGAUCCCCAAUUUACUUCGCAAAUUCUUCUUACAUCAGAGAAAGGAUUUCAAGGUGGAUUGAGGAUGAAAGAGGCAAUCUAAACUCCAAAAGCGGUGAGCUUGAACAUCUUAUUCUAGAUAUAGGAGGAGUUACUUCUAUUGACAUGACUGGCAUUGGAAUGUUAACUGAAGUUCACCUCAGCAUGAGAAAGAAGGGAAUUAAGAUGAUAAUAGUAAACCCCAGGAGAGAAGUACUAGAGAAGUUGAUGUUGUCAAGUUUCAUAGAUGCCAUUGGGCAGGAAUCAGUGUUCUUAUCAAUUGAAGCAGCAGUUGAGGCAUGCGAUUUCAAUUUCAACGAAUCAGAGCAGAAUGAUUGGUCCAGGCAUUGAUCAGACGCAACUAGCAGCCAAAGCUAGCUAGCUAGCUAUGUAGUUGAUGAUAAGCUUAGGAGAAGAAGCUAGUUAUGCUGGUGACUGUGUUAAUCUGAGUGCAAUGGUAGCUCUGGUUCAGCAAUGUGAUUUUUGGCUGGGAGCCCUUGUUUGUUGUAUCCAUGAGUUAUUUCUUCUACUGAGCCUAACAUGGAUUUCAUGCCAACCUGAAAACUUCCUCUAUGCUCUAUUUGGUUUGAAAGAAAUAAGAGAGAAACAUAAAAUUAAGAAAAGUUCUUUAAGGGGGCU